Lates calcarifer (barramundi perch) is the source of this 1925-nucleotide messenger RNA. Its product is annotated as dual specificity protein phosphatase 3. The record is from RefSeq and is a predicted model, not a curated record. NCBI's taxonomy places the organism in Eukaryota, Metazoa, Chordata, Actinopteri, Centropomidae. Gene Ontology annotation, cellular component: cytoplasm. Gene Ontology annotation, biological process: negative regulation of MAPK cascade; protein dephosphorylation. Gene Ontology annotation, molecular function: protein tyrosine/serine/threonine phosphatase activity; MAP kinase phosphatase activity. The transcript has 4 exons. The coding region runs from base 210 to 926 and encodes 238 amino acids.
CUAGGCCCACCAAAAAGCCAAGACCGGCCCUGGAUGUGGGUUUGAUUUUCCCAACACUGAACAGCUCAGUGUUGAGAGCCGCGCUGGAGGCUACCCAGCAGAGCAACGCUCCACACCGUGCCGCCUGGUAAACCGACACCUGUCCGCCACAUUCACCUCCUUCUUCCUUUACCGUGUGUCUGCUGGAGGUGUCCCGUCGGUCUUCGGGCAUGAAGAAUAAACACAACCAACAGGUCAAGACAGCGGUUCCGAACCGACUCGACAUGUCGAGCUUCGAGGUGUCUCUCCAGCAACUCAACGAUUUGUUGACAGACGACAGCGGCUUUUACAGCUGGCCGACAAAACACUUCCAUGAGGUCUACCCGAGGAUUUAUGUCGGCAAUGCGUUUGUAGCGACAAACGUGAUGCGACUGAAGCGUCUGGGAGUCACCCACAUCCUGAACGGAGCAGAAGGAAACUCCUUCAUGCACGUCAACACCAACACUGAGUUCUACGCAGGCACAGGCAUCAUCUACCACGGGAUACCAGCCAGCGACACCGACCACUUCGACAUCAGCGUCUACUUUGAAGAGGCAGCAGACUUUAUCGAGAAGGCGUUGGCGUACAAAAACGGAAAAGGUAAAGUGUAUGUUCAUUGCAGGGAAGGCUACAGCCGCUCGCCAACCUUAGUCAUAGCCUACCUGAUGCUUCGCCAAAACAUGGAUGUCCACACCGCUCUGGCCAUGGUGCGGCAGAAAAGAGAAAUCGGACCCAACGACGGCUUCCUUCGGCAGCUCUGUCGGCUGAACCAGAGGCUGGCUGCUGAGGGAAAGCUCUGGAACAAUCCCAGCCGCUCCCAGAGGGGAUUUCAAGUGGACACUGUGAUUUUUAUAUUGAAUCAGAUUUUCAGGGUACCAGAGGAUGAUGUUAAAAUAUUUUCUGUCUAAUAUGUUUAGUAUGCUUUAGAAAACUGCACAAUCUUUGACCCAUGUUGCACUCUUAGAAAACUGCCUCAGAAGUAUUUCUCAAAUUUGUCUUGCUGUUAUUCUGCUUUAUAGGAAUUCUACAGUUUUACACUGCAAGAUGGUUCAAUUUUUAAUGAUUAAAAUUAAGCUAGUUUGAUAUUAUUAGAACAGCAAAGAAAACCAGGAAUAAUUUGACUUUUUGGGAAAUACGCUAAGAGUUAGAUACAGUAAAAGUGAUUGGGAAGAUAAAACUAAUGCCAGCAGCCAGUUAGCGUCGCUUAUAUUUAGCGUACAGACAUGAGAACCAUAUUAAUCUCCUCAUCUAGCGCUUGGUAAGAAAAUGAAUUAGCGUAUUUCCCCAAAUGUGGAACUACACCUGUAAUGUCAACUUUGGCGAGAGAGUUUGUCUCACAUUCUAGCAAUGAGCGACUCUUGAUAAUGUUAAGAUUCUAUACACAUGUCUUGUCAUAGCUGCUGAGGGUAGAUUACCUGUGACCAUGCCAGACGGUCCAAUGAGAGGAGCCAAAAGUCUAUGAUUGUAAUUUAAACACUGCCACAACGUGAGAUAUGUUUGCCUGUAACUUAAACAUGUUGGAUAACUUCUCAGUCGACACCUUUGCACAGUAGUGUGUGUUUCUGUCUGAGUGUAUGCAGUUUUAUAUUGUAAAGCAGCAUGCGUUGUAAUAUGUGAACCAAAGUACUCUUUAUAUUCCUUUGUUAGCACAGCUGUGUAUCUACAGUACGUGUAUUCAUAGUGUGCAUUAUUGAGUGUGCAUUAUAUGUCACAAUGUGCAUUAUUGAGCCUGUGACUUGUGAAUCAUCAUGCAUUACUGAGUAGGAUGUGAUGUAGUUGGUCAUGUCAGUAGGCCUUCAUUGAGUCUCAGAUUAUGACACUGCUUAUAAGAAGUGCACUUUAUCUAAUGACACUGGUGAUUGUUGUUGCUCUCUUUUCAUACAUUCAGUAAUAAACUGUGAAAAUAA